UUCUGCUUUUCAAUGGACGAACCGGUUAGCAAUGCCCAGAACGAAGACUUUGAGCCAAAGGCUCCAGUCAAAAACCUGACUCCAAACUCCAUGAGGUCCAACAUGCCACACUUUUUUGAACGAAUUGCGCAAUUAGCGGUAUGAUACCUGGGUUUAUAAAUUGGCAGUGGGUUCCUUCAACAGGUUUCACAUUAAUUAUGUUAUUUUUAAUACAGUGGGCUCGCGUCAUGGAAAGCCGAGAGACACGAAUUUAUGUAGCUCUGAGCUUCAUUACCGCCUUUGUAUGCAUCAUUCUAGAAGGCAUGGUAUACAAAGCCCAUUCGGAUGAAUCCACUAGUGUAUACAACUCUAUACAACAGGUUGAUGAUGGCAGCGCUAAGAACGACUACGGCUAUAUCGACCUCAGUCUUAUACGAGUACGCAACGAAAAUAUCUUUUUCAUUAUUUACCAGAUAUUUCAAACUUAUUAUGGUAUCGAUUCGGUCGUCCGUCAAAACUUAAUUCAACUCCUUGCCCAUACUGGAUCUAUCUUUUUCUGUGCCAUCUUCGCGUUGGUACAGUUAGGUGAAACCCUCAAGUUCAAAGCUGAGGUGUGGUCAAGCGAUAACACCUUUAAUGUAUCCACCGAUAACGGAGGCUUUUAUGAGGCUAUUCGAUAUGAGAUUGGUCUUGCCGCCACUAUGGCAAUUUUGACCUUGAUCUUCGCAUACCUUUGUAGAAAGUUGGCAUUGCAGUUUGGUUGGAAUAUAUAUAAGCGUAUUGGAGCUGACUUGGCAAUCCAGAAGCGUUACCGCAUAUACCAAUUCUUCAUUCUGAAUCUCAAAUUGGAUGCAUUCUUCCAGUUCGUUUUCUCAGUCUUCUGGCUGAUAGUAAUGGUACAGAGUGGAUAUCAAAACGGAGCCGCCGCUUCUGUCGUCUGGUUUGCAAUUCAUAUCAUCUUGACAUUGCUCCUACUUCCCACCUUUUUCUUUGCUCGAUAUGGAGCGCGAACUGAGCGACCCGUUAUUAUGUGGUUGUACUUAGUACUACAAGUGUUGAUUUUGGUAGACUUUUGCAUCAUCUUGCAGCAGAGCACAUCGACUUGGGUGUUUUGGGUUCUCAUUGUAUGCGUUUCCAUCAUUUUGUCGGUGACUACCAUCAUUCUCACUAUCCUACUCACCCGCAACUUUGGCCAAGGUUUAAAACCCCACAGUAAGCUAGCAUGACCUUAUAUUACCUAGACUUGAAUCAAUCGGCCCCUAACUUUUGGAACUUGUAGUCCAAAGAUUGUUUGAUGAGAAUUAUCGCGACUUCUUUGAUUCUUCCAGAAAUCCCAACUUGAAAGAGCAGAACACUCAAUCUUCUUGGGUGAUCGAUGACGUAGAAAGUACUCCUGCCAAUUCUCCGCCUCCCACACGUAGUGCGACUAGAAAUGGUUGGAAAUGGGCUACCAGACGACCCAAGCAGAACUUGAGCAAUGAUGUAAUGCUUGAGAAGACCAACAUCAAUCGAUCUGAGACCCCAACUCAGGUCGAUGAAGAACAAGCAGUGUCUGGUAAUCAGUCUUCGGUGCUACAGUAAUCGUAUCUCUAGCAUCCAUUUACCAAAUAGUAGCGUUACCCAAUAUCUCUUUACCUAC
This is a messenger RNA of Umbelopsis ramanniana AG, 1618 nucleotides long. RefSeq lists its product as uncharacterized. The transcript has 8 exons. Gene Ontology annotation, cellular component: Golgi apparatus. Lineage: Eukaryota; Fungi; Mucoromycota; Umbelopsidomycetes; Umbelopsidales; Umbelopsidaceae. The record is from RefSeq and is a predicted model, not a curated record. Bases 141 to 1205 code for a protein of 354 amino acids.